Plodia interpunctella (Indianmeal moth) is the source of this 2617-nucleotide messenger RNA. RefSeq names its product protein yellow-like (gene yellow-12). Lineage: Eukaryota; Metazoa; Arthropoda; Insecta; Lepidoptera; Pyralidae. The record is from RefSeq and is a predicted model, not a curated record. Bases 186 to 1691 code for a protein of 501 amino acids. The transcript is spliced from 4 exons. Gene Ontology annotation, cellular component: extracellular region.
CGGGGAAGUGAUGUUGAAAAAGAAAGGGCGGGCGGACAGUCCGCCGUAGAACUGUUCUGGUUAUAACGCGUAUUGUGUUAACACUAGCCUUUACCAUUCUUUCCCAGUGUUUAUUUUGUUUAAGUCGCGUUUAAGCUUCAGAUUCUUCAUGUAAAGUUAAUUAUUUUAUUAUUAUUCAUAAUAAGAUGGCUGUAUCACAUCAGUGGUUUGUGCAGUGGACCUCUCCGUCCAUGGUAUUUGCUGAUAUCAACUACCAUUACAGUGCAGUGAACGAUUGGAGUAACGAACCUCCUCAGUGGUCUUGGAAAGUAGGUCGGGGUGGUGAGAGAAGAAAAAAUAAUAGAACUUCUUCAAGUGAACCUUUAGAAACUAAUAAAUAUUUUUAUAACAGAAUCCGAGUGGAUACAGCUCCUGAAAAUGGUUCACCGUCGGUAGCUGACCUCGCAAUAUUCUUCACAAUGCUGGGUCUGGCGCAGGCGCAGUCGGUGCCAGCUGAUAUGGAAACCCCUCCGUUCAACACUCUGUACAAAUGGAAGCAGUUAGACUUUGAAUACUCAUCGCCAACGCAGCGGCGGCGAGCACUUCUAGAUGGAUCAUUUAUACCAGAGAACAACCUCCCGCUAGGGCUGGAAGUAUGGGGGUCCCGCGUGUUCAUCACCAAUCCCAGGUGGAAGAAAGGAGUCCCGGCCACGCUCGCGACAGUGUCACGCUCUGGUGGCGUCACGUCCCCGCCUUUGAAGCCCUACCCUAACUGGGCUAUGAACGUCUUGCCUAGAAAUGGGCAUAGCUGCGACGGAUUAAUUUCAGUGUUCAGAAUAAGCGUUGACCCCUGCGGCAAGCUAUGGGUACUCGAUUCAGGGCAAGUUGAUUCCGUAGAUACUCCUAAACAAAGAUGUCCACCAAGUAUAUUAGUCUUCGAUCUUGCGAGAGAUGAGCUUCUAGCCCGCUACUUCAUACCCAAAGAAUUUGUGUUACAAGGCUCCUUAUACACUAAUAUAAUCAUCGAUACUAGAACGCCUACCUGCUCCGAUGUCCACGUAUACAUGGCAGACACAUGGCGGUUUGGACUACUUGUAUUUAGGUUAAGUGACCACCGCUUCUGGCGAUUUACCCAUCCCUUCUUCUACCCCGAUCCAUUGGCAUCUAAUUAUACUCUUAAGGGGCUCAAUUUUCAAUGGACCGAUGGAAUUAUGGGAUUAGCUUUAUCUCCAGUCAACCAAUUCAGAGAUAGAAUUUUAUUUUUCCAUCCGAUGUCAAGUUUUAGAGAAUUUUAUGUGUCUACAUCAAUUUUACGGGACCCUUCUCGCGUUAACAGAAGUGCUUCAGAGUUUUCUCUAGUUGGUGCGACAAGAGGUCCGUCGAGCCAAGCUUCCACUUCGGCGAUUGACGACAGGGGAGUAAUGUUUUACGGGCUCGUCCUUCAGGACAGCGUCGGUUGUUGGGACACAAAUAAAAUAUUCCAUAGAGAUAAUAAUAUAGUAGUAGCAAAGAACAGCGAAACCUUGAUCUAUCCGAAUGAUGUGAAGAUAGAUCACGAGCAGAACGUGUGGGUCAUCUCGAACAGGUUGCCGAUGUUCCAAAACGCGCCGCUCCACCCGGACAGCUACAACUACCGGAUCCUGUACGCGGGUGCGGUCGAGGCGGUCAGGGGGACAAUAUGCGAUCCAGAUAUAAACACUAUAAAAAAAUAAGCUACCUACAAAUAGAUAUCAAAAUCAAAUCAAAUUGCUGCAAUAGAGUGCCGUCUAUUUGAUUUUUUUUUCAUAGUAGGUAUUGCUAAAUCAAUGCUUUUCAAUCGUAAUUUUAGUAUCCCUUGACAAUCUUGUAUACAUAGAUACUUGUAUGUUUAUUUUAUUGCUAUUUAGAUAGAAAUGCGCCUAGUCAUGUAAUUUUAUAAAUAAAUUCUGUAAAAUGCACUAUUUACAUUUAUAUGAAAUAGUAUUUCUUGAAUGCUUGUGUAUGUAAGCGUAUGAUGACAAAGCUGAUUUCUAUAAGCUUUAUAAAUCAGUGAAUUUGCAAAUAAAAACAGUAAUAAAUAUUAUUUUAAUUUACUUAGUGAAUAUAAUUAAACCGUGGAGGUAUUGACUUUAAUUGAUUUAAUUUGACAUUAUAAAUCAUGAUAUAAAAUCAGAGUAUGCAUAUUUUCAUAAUAUACACAGGUGUUACGCUGAAACGCUAUUUAUAAAUUUAUAUAUCUGCAUAAUGCACAUGUAUUACAAAGGUAGCUGUUCAAAUAUCAGCAUCAGUUCCAAUUCAUGUAAGUUAAUUGUGUUUCACAUCUAUCUAUAUAUUAUAAUCAGCACUCGGAUCACAAUCAUAACCUGUUUUGUUAUACCUUUUGACUAUGUACAUUAUGUACUUUUAUAUAUUAUUAGAAAAAAAAACAUUGCAAGAAACAAUAAUGGUAAGCCGAUCUGGCAUGAUAGAGACAAACACUGUUCAAAUGAGUUUCUUUCGGCAUUUCUUCUCAGCAGUGGUCGUUUCAAAAUGCCAGUAGUUUGUAGCUUGUGAGAAAUAACUAUAAAUAUAAAAAUUGACGAGAAAAAGUGCCUGUGAAGGUCUAAUUUCUGAAUAAAUGCUUUGAAUUUGAUUUGAAUUUUAAUUUGAUCAGCCAUAU